Messenger RNA from Necator americanus (New World hookworm), 2343 nucleotides. RefSeq lists its product as uncharacterized. The record is from RefSeq and is a predicted model, not a curated record. NCBI's taxonomy places the organism in Eukaryota, Metazoa, Nematoda, Chromadorea, Rhabditida, Ancylostomatidae. The coding region runs from base 1 to 2343 and encodes 780 amino acids. Gene Ontology annotation, biological process: regulation of gene expression. Gene Ontology annotation, molecular function: protein binding. Gene Ontology annotation, cellular component: nucleus. The transcript is spliced from 19 exons.
AUGCCUUCUGGAUCUUCAAAUACCAAUCAAAACCUAUUUCAUUUGCGGCGGAUUCCUCCUAAUAAAUGUCGUUCGGAUCCGUCGCGAGGAGUUGAAGCAACUUUAAUACUACUCGAUGGGUUCACAAAGUUUGGAAGGAAUCCAGAGAAGUGCGAUGUCGUGCUCACUUCAUCUGUAUUCAGCUCUUCAAAUAUGAUUUCGCGAGAUCAUGCCGACAUUAUUGGUGUGAAAGGAGCUAGUGGCCGCAUCGAAAAGUAUCAUAUCAACGACCGUUCGCUCAAUGGCACGUACAUCAAUGAUCAAAGGGUGAACAGUACAAUGCAGAUCAUGGAAGGUGACGUGAUCAAGUUUGGUCAUAUGAAUGGUGCUGCAGUAAGACCGGGACAAACUGCUCCUCAGGCUAACGCCGAGUUCGCAUUCAUGGUAGAACGAGCGAAUCCUAGCUACGACUACAUUGGUUUUGUAGACGGCCGCCGCGUGCGACCUGUCACGUGUUCCGGUGACACUGAGUACUGCACGGAAAUAGAGGGACGGACCAUUGAUCAUGGUGAAGUAGCUCGUCCUACAGUAAUGCAGUCAGCAAAACCUCACACUCAGAAUACGUCACAACAUCUGAACACUCCAUGUUCCACCGCAAGCGUUUCUUCUGCGGCCGGAACGAACCCUAUGGCCGGCCUUGUAUGGCCUGGUGCGCUCGGAUACAAUCAAUCUCUUCCCGGGUUCCCCUACAGUGGAUUCCCCGUGAAUCCUGCAUAUCUUCAACACCCACAGUGGGCACAGCAACUUCAGAUGUUGUCUCAGCAGGCCGUUCACUCUCAACAGCAGUCUGGAUUCCGUGUUCCUGACGUAUUCGGAGCAACAGCGUGCAUGAGUUCCCCGAAUGGUCCACCAUCUACUUCAGCUUCCCUGUUUCCACUCACACAGAGAGGUUUCGCGCUACAGAACAACGCCUUAGUGAAUUCUUUACUGACGCCUGCUCCACCUGCAGCCAAUCAGCAACAAAACCAACAACAAAUUCACCAACAGCAACAGCUACCGCAGCAACAAGAGCAGCAACACCAUGUGGUACAAGAUGAGAAAACUUCCGCGAAUGUAAGUAUCCCUGGAAAGGACUCUCGGUUGUCGUCUGGCUGUUUGGAGCCGGUUUCUGCGACGACAUCGGCAACAACACAUGUUUCUGAUGCGGCUACAAUAGCAAAGUUGCCAGUAGCAUCGCCACCGAUGGAAUGUGACAGUUCAGUACCUAGCCCACCAAAGACAUCCGUUACUGUCUCUUCUAAUGCAUCGUGUGCGCCACACAUCACCCGUCAUGCAUCUCCGCCAAGAAAAGAAGAGGAUGUGCGAUCAGAACGCAGCUUUGUGGACUCCCCACAACCACAUCGAACACCAGCCCCGGCGCCAUGGGACAGCACACCUUCUCCCAGGCCAAGAGAUUACUCUCCUGAUAGGGAGAGUACGGCAACGCGUGAUACCGAAAAGGAUCGUGACUACGAAAAGGAGAAGGAUCAACGCGACGCUGACAAGGAGAAAGAAGAGAAGGAGACAGUUAAAAAGAAAUCUGCGAAAGAAGCACGUGGAACAGUUACGAGCCAGCCGCGUCCUAGAACAAAAGCGAACGAGAUUGCACGCCUUCUGGAUGAUUUGUGCGAGGGCUCUUGGGCUAACACUGUACGACGUGUUUCAUCCACUUCACGCAGGCCAACUGAUGAAGCAAUUAUUGAGCGGAACAGUAAAAGAGAGAAAAAAAAGAGUGAAAAAAGACGGAAAAAGGAACGAUCUCGUGACCAAAGAGCAUCGUUCGCCUCUUCAUCAUCCGUUUCGUCAUUGGUUACGCCUGCGUCUUCAAAAGCUGGCAGGAGGAGACUAAAACAGAAAACCGUUUCCGAGAAGAAGAAGGCCGAUUCAAAGAAGAAACCCGUAGGGAAGUCGACGUCGGAUAUUUCAUCUAAUCGCUCCACUGACUCUGAUUACGAUUCUGAUGAACGAGCUGCCACGAAAAGAGGGCAAAAGCGACGCUAUUUGUCGAACGAAAAAUCUAUUGAUAAGAAGAAGAAUUCAUCAAACCUCUCAGUUGCUGCUAAAAAGAAAGUAAAGGGUGUGUGUAGAAAACGGCAAGAUACAAACACUGAAGAAGAUGAGUCGGUAACACAGCACGACCCUCAAACUACCUGUGCUCUGAAUGGCGAGUGUACGAAACCUCAAAGCGAACAAGUCGGAUGGAUUUUCUGCGAUGACUGUCAGAACUGGUUUCACAAUAUUUGCAUCCUUGGACGUGAAGAUGCCCCUGAUGACGAAUUUUUUUACUGUGGAUGCAAAGCAAAAAAGAAAACGAAGAAACGUUGA